This is a messenger RNA of Eurypyga helias (sunbittern), 744 nucleotides long. It is a transcript of the gene GPR39, whose product is annotated as G protein-coupled receptor 39. The coding region runs from base 1 to 744 and encodes 247 amino acids. The record is from RefSeq and is a predicted model, not a curated record. Gene Ontology annotation, molecular function: G protein-coupled receptor activity. The transcript is spliced from 3 exons. Gene Ontology annotation, cellular component: membrane. Gene Ontology annotation, biological process: G protein-coupled receptor signaling pathway. Lineage: Eukaryota; Metazoa; Chordata; Aves; Eurypygiformes; Eurypygidae.
AUGCCGGUGGCGCUGAACAGGGCCCACCCGCAGACUGCUGGGAGCUUGCGGUCACGCUCGCAGCAGCGGAAGGAAGGGCUGCCUGUGAAGCGCCAGUCGGCAGCGGGCAGGAAGCGUGUGGAGGCGACGGCGGCAGCGCCCAGAGCAGCUGCAGGUGCAGAACUGAUAGCAUUUUACGCUUCCCCCACGUAUGCACACUUCCGUCUCCUUCUGUUCGCAGGACUGAUUGUUGCCACCCUGGCCGUCUGCUGGAUGCCAAACCAGGUCAGGAGGAUCAUGGCUGCUGCUAAGCCCAAGCAGGACUGGACCGUCCCCUACUUCCGGGCGUACGUCACUCUUCUUCCCAUCGCCGACAUCUUCUUCUACCUCAGCUCGGUGGUGAACCCACUCCUGUACAACAUCUCUUCUCAGCAGUUCCGCAGCGUGUUUCUGCAGGUGCUCCGCUGCCGCCUGACCAUACAGCACGCCAACAAGGAGAGGUUUCUCAGAGCCAACCUGAGCUCCACAGCGAGGAGCAGCCGGUCUCUGCGCCCGCUGCUCUUCAUGUCAUCCAGGCGCAAUUCUUCUACAAGGGGCAGUAACAAAGUUGUCUUAAGCACUUUCCAGGGGGAGAGCAAGCCCGCCUGCGGUCCUCAGCGACCAGGUCUCGAGCCCCCGGCGCCCAGCCUGGACGAGGCGCCACUGGAGACUGGCUCGGAGCCCCAUGCGGGCGCACAGAACGGCCUUUGUGAACACCAGGUGUGA